This is a messenger RNA of Bolinopsis microptera, 1017 nucleotides long. RefSeq lists its product as uncharacterized. Gene Ontology annotation, biological process: positive regulation of mRNA splicing, via spliceosome. Gene Ontology annotation, cellular component: spliceosomal complex. Lineage: Eukaryota; Metazoa; Ctenophora; Tentaculata; Lobata; Bolinopsidae. Gene Ontology annotation, molecular function: RNA binding. The record is from RefSeq and is a predicted model, not a curated record.
AUGCCAAAAAAGUCGGCGCUUCCUAAUGCAUCAGUUUUUGUCAAGAACUUACCCUAUGAUGCCAAAGAAGUUGAUCUGAAAGACGUAUUUGGAAAAUUUGGCAGAUUACGAGAUGUUUAUAUCCCUCUCGACUUUCACACAAAGGAACCACGAGGUUUUGGAUACAUUCAAUUUGAAAACGAGCAAGAUGCUGAAGCAGCUGUUCAGGAACUACACGGUUUUAAAAUGAAAGGUCGAGAACUUGAUGUACGCUUUGCAGAAGGGGAUCGCAAAAAACCAGGUCAAAUGGUUGGAGAAGGAGACCACCUCACGGAGAAACAGUUUCUUCUGAUCGGAGAAGAUCAAAUCCCCACGACGGAGAAGGACUCGCUCUCCUCCUUCCAGGAGAAGAAUACCUGUACGAAGGGAGCUCCCCAGGCCCAGUUAGAAACAGAUCCCCACCGGGUCAUGUCACAUCGCCGCAGUGGUAGAGGCAGAGGGACCACCUCUUUGUUUAUACGUAAUGUGUCAUACGACACCAAGCCUGAGGAUCUGCGCAAGUUGUUUACUCGGUAUGGCUACGUGAGAGACGUGUACAUCCCUCUUGACUACUACACGAGAGAGCCACGUGGUUUCGCGUAUGUUGAGUUUGAGGACGCACGUGACGCAUCAGAUUCCAUGGAGGAGCUGGACGGAUACAGGUUCAUGGACAGGGAGUUGGAGAUUGUUUUUGCAGAGGGCGACAGAAAGAAUCCUAACCUGAUGAGACGCAAGGAGACCGCGGCUACACGUUACGGUUACGGGCCGGAGGGCAGCCGCAGUCGCAGCAGGAGCCCCAGAAGGAGACGUCGCAGCAGAUCCCCCCGCAGAUCCCGUCAGUCCAGGUCCAGAUCACACACACCUGGCUCUAAAACACCCUCUCGUCCAGAUCCAGGUCCAGGAGUCAGCCCCGGCCGCUCCUCCAGACAGAAGGAAAUCUCCCACUUCCCAAAUCAGCUUCCCGCUCUCCUGUUUCCCGCUGGCCUCUGGAAGAUCUAG